AUGUCAUAUUCUCAAAAUAUGUCUCUGGAGCAACACUUAAAGGAUGAACGUACAGCAUAUACCACACUUACACUCCUAAAUAUUCAAAUAAGUGCCCUCCUUGAACGUUUUUAUCGUGAAUGGCUUGCGCUAGAUUAUAAACGGCGACAAAUUGUUGAAGAACUAGAAUAUCAUAGUCUUGCUAUUCGUGAACAUCGACGUAGACUGGAGCUUGCAUUAUUUCCUCCUGAAUUUAAGGCCUGGAUAUCGGCUGCAAUACCUGAAAUAGAAACCACUCCAAUAGAGUAUGAAACAGAGAAUAAGUAUAUUUAUGAACCCUUCUCUGAUAUUUCAUGUUCAAACCCUCCAGCGGUGGGAAAAGAUCGUGUGGUGUUUGAGGAUGUUAUCUCAAGACAAGUUGUGCGUUGGUGUGAUGAAAACUCAUCAACAUACAAAGAGCGGCCAGCACCGUCGCGGUUAUCACGAGUAGCACCACAACCGGAAUUACUCCUUCGUCACUGUUUCCUUCCAUAUAGAGAGACUGAAACGAACGCACCACGUCGUCGGGCAGUGGGAAACGAUGUUCUUAUCAUGCAAAGUCCAGAACCAAGUGUGGGUCGCGUACUUGUGUCAAUGCAUAUGGUGCGUCGUGGUGAGACUAUAAUGGUAGAAACACCUUUUUUUACUUCACCCAUUACGAAGAGUGAGGCAGAUGAUGAAACACUUCUUCCUCCUGUAAUCCGUGAAACGAUGACUGUAGUAGAGAAGCAGUCUGCUGUCUUUGCAACUCAGGGAUGGGACACUCGUCUCUUACGUCCAUUCUAUCACUGGUUAACGGAAAUAGUAUUUGGUGAGAAGAGUGAUGAUUUUAUAGGAAGGUGGGAUGAACUUGGUUGUCCUGUAGAGGAUGUGGACCCAGUAGUGUUAUCAAAACUUGCUGAGUUGGCACAUUUUUUUUGGCUAAGCCUUCCAUCCUCAAUCUCAUCAUCUCUUGGAAAUGAAGAGAGAUUACUAAACUUUUUUGUGACAUUAUUGACAAAUGGCAUGAGCUACGGGGGUCUCAUUACGAACGAUAAUAAUAAUAAUAAUAAUAAUAAUGAUAAUGGUAGUGUACACCUUGGUGGUCUUGAACAAGGAAUAGCUGUGUUUGGUGGACUUUCAAUGAUUGAGCAUAGUUGUAACCCUAAUGCUGUUGUGGUAUUCCGUCAAGGGUGUACUCCAGAGAGUGUUCUUUUUGCAGAGUUGCGGGCUACUCGUACGAUUGCCAUUGGGGAGCGUAUUACUAUUGCAUAUUUGCCAACUUUUCUUUCAAGAGAUGAGAGGCAAAAACGAUUACAACGAAAGUUUUUCUUUUUCUGCGCCUGUGAGCACUGUACAAAUGGACUUGAUACGACACGAUUAAUGUUUAUUUUAGGUGAGAAGUAUGAAUCAGGAAGAAGAAGAGUAGUGAAGAAAAUGUUUUGCCCAAGAGGGAAAGGAUCAUCAUGGUGUUUACUUUUACUACAUCCACAGAGUUCACAGAGUUUGGAAAAGGUAGAAAAAUCCUACCGUUUUGAUGACAAUUGUGUACUAGAUGCUAUUCAUGAUGAGGAGGGAUUUCGAAAAGAAGUGGAUGCUGUUGAUUUAACUGGGAAUGGUGCUAUAGAAGGAGAAACCUUAACUGUAGCAAAGGUAGUAAUGAAAGAAGUAAAACGACUGAAAGAUAUCUUAUUAGGUGAAGCAGACACUCUUAUUAGUCCUUUCCAUUACCUUUACUUACUUCGGUCGAUUCAACUAGCCGUUUUUUCAAGGUCUAGGAUUUCUGAAUUGGAUAUCGUCACAAGGGAGUUACUUUCUUCAUUUUUGUGUGAAUUGCUUAUUGAACUGAUAGAAGUCACCUUUUCCAUCCCGGAAUGGUUUAUAACGGAACUUCUCCUUUGUGAGAUUCGCGAAGGUGUGUUGACUGUUGAUCUUCGAGAAAGACUCUUGGAUAACCAGAGCAAUAAUAAUAACAAUAACAACAAUCACAAGAGUGCAAAUACACUCCUUUGGCAGGAGAAAAUCGUUGUGGAGCCAUUAUUUGAACAGCACGCUACUCUGGUGAUAUCACUUUUGGAACAUUACGCUAUAUUGUGUGGGGAAUUUGCGAAGGAAACGAAAGCGAUGAAUGCAUGGACAGCAUGUGUUCUGCUUUUACGCUAUGGACUCUGUCAGCAUGGAUCUGAACGUUGUCUUCGCGCUCAACUUAAAGCCCUGCAAUUGUGUAAAGAGAAGGAUUAA
This is a messenger RNA of Trypanosoma theileri, 2238 nucleotides long. RefSeq names its product putative SET and MYND domain-containing protein 1 isoform X2. Lineage: Eukaryota; Euglenozoa; Kinetoplastea; Trypanosomatida; Trypanosomatidae. Gene Ontology annotation, cellular component: nucleus. The coding region runs from base 1 to 2238 and encodes 745 amino acids. The transcript has a single exon. The record is from RefSeq and is a predicted model, not a curated record. Gene Ontology annotation, molecular function: protein binding.